Fraxinus pennsylvanica is the source of this 570-nucleotide messenger RNA. NCBI's taxonomy places the organism in Eukaryota, Viridiplantae, Streptophyta, Magnoliopsida, Lamiales, Oleaceae. The record is from the annotation of a GenBank genome assembly.
AUGCUCGUGUAUAGUCUUCCACCGAAGAUCCUUUGCCGCGUGGCUAAUGUUCUGUUAAAGGCUGAACCGGAUACAGAUGAGGUGUUCGCACAAGUAACCUUGAUGCCUGAAUCUAAUCAAGACGAAAACACAGUGAAGAAAGAACCAUUGCCACCGCCCCCACCAUGUUGUCGUGUGCAUUCUUUUUGUAAGACAUUGACUGCCUCAGACACUAGCUCACAUGGACAUGUCAUGACAACCUCCAACCCAAGAGUUGGUGGCAAAAGAUAUGCAUGGCAACGAGUGGCUAUUCAGACAUAUCUUUCGUGGUCAACCACGAAGGCACCUCCUUCAGAGUGGUUGGAACGUCUUUCCCACAAUUGUUUACCCUCUCUCUCACGGCUGGGACCCACUUGUCUCCUCCAACGGAGUGAGAAUGGGGAGCUUCGUGUUGGUGUUAGACGUGCCCUGAGACAAGAAGGACACUUUCCAUCAUCAGUCAUAUCUAGUCACAGUAUGAAUCUUGGUGUGCUGGCAACAGCUUGGGCUCCUAUGGGUGAUGCAAACAAAUUCACCCUCCAUAACUUAUAG